Triticum turgidum subsp. durum (durum wheat) is the source of this 1182-nucleotide messenger RNA. The record is from the annotation of a GenBank genome assembly. Lineage: Eukaryota; Viridiplantae; Streptophyta; Magnoliopsida; Poales; Poaceae.
AUGCGGAGCGAGCCGGCCGCCGCCGCCGGCGGCGGCAUUGCGGCUGUUCCGUCCCCCGCUUUGCUCUGCUCCGACCUCAAGCCCUUCCUCGCCGCGCUCACCAUGCUCACGCUCCUCGCCGCCGCCUGGCAGCUCCGCCCCUACCACUCCCUGCUCGCCGUCCCGUUCUCCCUCUGCCCGGACCCGCCCCCCUCGCUGCCGCGCUCGCUCGCCGUCUCCGGCAAGGCGUCCAGCCCCAGCUCCAACGCCUCCUCGUCGCCGAAGCAGGGUCAGGAGCGGCCCAAGCCCGACCCGAACAGGCGGGAGUUCCGCGCGGUGGGCAGCGCGGCGGCGCUGUUCGUGCAGAUGGGCGCGUACCGCGGCGGGCCGUACACCUUCGCGGUCGUCGGGCUCGCGUCCAAGCCCGUCCACGUCUACGGCAAGCCCUGGUUCCGCUGCGAGUGGGUGCCCAACGCCGGCGCCGCCAACGCCUCCGCCUCGUCGGCGCGGCCGAUGCGCGCGGCCAACACGUACCACAUGCUCCCGGACUGGGGCUACGGCCGGGUGUACACCGUCGUGGUGGUGAACUGCACCUUCUCGGCGGCGCCCAACGCCGACAAUGCCGGGGGCAGGCUGGUGCUCAACGCCUACUACGGGCCGUCGCCGGCGCGGUACGAGCGGAUCGAGGCGCUGGAGGAGGCGCCGGGGGCCUACGACGAGGCGGCGUUCCGCCCCCCGCACAGGUACGACUACCUCUACUGCGGCUCGUCGCUGUACGGCGACCUCAGCGCGGCGCGCGUGCGGGAGUGGAUGGCCUACCACGCGCGCUUCUUCGGCGCGCGCUCGCACUUCGUGUUCCACGACGCCGGCGGCGUCAGCCCCGCGGUGCGCGCGGCGUUGGAGCCCUGGGUGCGCGCCGGCCGCGCCACGCUGCAGGACGUGCGCGCCCAGGCCGACUACGACGGCUGGUACCACAACCAGUUCCUCGUCGUCAACGACUGCCUCCACCGGUACCGGCACGCCGCCAGGUGGACCUUCUUCUUCGACGUCGACGAGUACAUCUUCCUGCCCGACGGCCGGACGCUCGAGGGCGUGCUCGCCGAGCUCGACCCGUACACGCAGUUCACCAUCGAGCAGAACCCCAUGUCGAGCAGGUUGUGCGCGCGGGGCACCAACGAUUCCGAGGCCGACUACUCCAAGUAG